This is a messenger RNA of Talaromyces marneffei, 1776 nucleotides long. RefSeq lists its product as uncharacterized. The record is from RefSeq and is a predicted model, not a curated record. Lineage: Eukaryota; Fungi; Ascomycota; Eurotiomycetes; Eurotiales; Trichocomaceae. The transcript has 5 exons. Bases 1 to 1776 code for a protein of 591 amino acids.
AUGGCUCCUCCACUGACUCAGGAAACUCGCUUUGCCCUUCCGGGGCUCACUCUGCCUUUGAAAUGGAAGCCUAACGAGGGGUUCGGGUCGUACAGAGAACUCUUUCCAUGUGCAUUGGAUCCGUCCCAGAUGGAUACGGGUGGAUAUCUCACAUUCCUCAGAACGAAACGGGAGAUACUUAUGAUGAGAAUUAUGAAUACCAUUACCGACAAGCCCGAUUGGGACAGGAAGAUUUACAAUCCAGAUAUCACGUCCAAAUGGGCGACAGAGAUAGUCGACAGCGGUGCAGAUGUAACUCCAAAGAUGUUGGAGUGGAUCUGGGCCGAGCUCAAACACAAGGCCGAAAUCCUCAAGGAGAAUGGCGGUAUGGUGACCGCAUUCAAUCCCGGCGUUGUCAUAUCUGAUACCGCCAUCUCCAAAGAGCUGCGAGAAGAUCUCAAGACGGCUGUACUUCCACUGGAGCAGGUUCCAGAAGAUGAGAAAGAUUACCACCCAGGAUCUGACCAGCGAGUCGUUGAUUUGGUGCAUCCAUCUUUGUUCCCGGUUGUCUACGGCCGCACUCGGAUCCUGUGUGAUGAGAUUCUCACGCGGGAUGGCUACUUGUCCUGGUCCGGAAAGACUGAAACACUACCCCAGCACUCGGAUCCAGAAGGCAUUGUAAAUUCAAAACUCAAACUUUUCAGCACCAAAUUUCAAUGGUUACCCUGCGAUGUAGAAUUUGCAGAAGAUGACGAAAAAGGAUGUCGAAUUAUUUCAUACAUCAAUAAUCUGCAGCCACAAAAACACAAGGACCUGUACCAAGUCAUUGAGAAGGUGAUCACCAAAGCGAUCCCUCUAUGGGACGAAAGCCUAGAUGAAGCGGUCAGUGAGCCGAAGGCUAGGAUUUCGUACGAAAGUGUCGAGUAUCUACCAUCUAGUGAUCCGGAACCUGAUUGGCAGGAAGACGAGGACGGAUACGAGGCAUGGCAUGCAAACCGACCGAUAAAACAACCUGAGCCUCAAGGGGAUUUCCAGCUAUUGAAACACGAUCUCGCUAGCUCUAGAGAGCCGAUUUCCUUACGCAAGCGAUUCCGUGAAAAGGGAUUGCAGAUCAUUGUGAAAUUGGCGAAUAUCGAAUUGACGCCGGACAAGCCGCGUUAUGAAGGCGGAACAUGGCACGUGGAGGGGCAGUUGAAUGAACGUAUAUGUGCGACGGCAAUCUACUACUACUCCACAGAAAAUAUCACCCAGAGUACGCUGUCAUUCCGAACACGAGCGGAUCUUUAUUCGUUCGACGACGUCGACUACCCGCAAAGCCGACAUGAGUUUCUGCAACACGUUUAUGGUUUUGGCCCUGACACAAAUGGCUGGGGUGACUGCCCUAUCACACAAGACCUUGGUGAUGUAUCUUGCCAUGAGGGCCGUCUCCUCACUUUUCCCAAUGCGCUACAACACCGUGUUUCACCCUUUGAGCUUGCCGAUAAGACUAAGCCAGGACAUCGCAAGAUUCUCGCCCUGUUCCUUGUUGAUCCACACAUUCGAAUUAUCUCUACAGCGAAUGUGCCUCCCCAGAGGGCGGACUGGCUUGCUGAGAGGGACCAGUUGAGAGCGACUCUGCUUGAGAGGAAGCUUCCCGUUGAGCUGACGCAGAUGGUUUUGAAGGAUUUGGAUGAUAUACCAAUCUCAAUGGAGGAGGCGAAACAAUACCGGGAGGAGCUGAUGGAGGAGAGAAGGGCGGUGAAAGACGAGCAAAGUGACAUGUUCUCAAUCGGUAGUUUCAGUCUCUGUGAGCACUAA